Molecule: messenger RNA, 1149 nt
Organism: Acanthosepion pharaonis
Lineage: Eukaryota; Metazoa; Mollusca; Cephalopoda; Sepiida; Sepiidae
Source: the annotation of a GenBank genome assembly
AUGUACAAUCUACCGAAUCUAAAUCUGUGCAUUCUCCUCUUCACUUCUUUUGCUGUUGUUAUAUCUUAUCUCUUCUGUAAUAAUUUAAUUCUUCUUUAUCAUUUCUGUUGCUCUCUCUUUGCCACUGAUCUUCUUUCUCUCUUUUUACCCUUGUUGUACUUUCUUUCUCUUUCUGUUGCUCCUUUUUCUAUCUCCUUGCCACCGAUCUUCUUUCAUUAUCACUCCCUGCCCAUGUGCUCUUUCUUCAUUGCUCCUUACCCCUGCUCCUAUUUCUCUCACUGUCUCCUUGCCUCUGCUCCUUUUUCUCUCUCUCGUUGCCCUGCUUCACACUCUCUCUCUCUCCUUGCCUCGGCUCCUCUUUCUCUCUCUCUUUGCCUCUACUCCUCUUUCUUUCUCUCCUUGCCCCUGUGCCUCUUUCUCUCCUUGCUCUUGCUUUUCUUUUUCUCACUCUCUCUCCCCUGCUUUUCUUUCUCCCUCCCUCUCCUUGCCCUUGCUCUUCUUUUUCGCUCUCUUUUCUCUACUCUUUUCCUCCUGUGGAUCUUGCCACUGAUCUUCUUUAUCUUUUCUCCUGCUCCUCCUCUCUGCUCUUCUCACCUUCUGCUCCUCUUUUCCUCCUCUCACCUUCUGCUCCUCUUUUUCCUCCUCUCACCUUCUGCUCCUCUUUUUCCUCCUCUCACCUUCUGCUCCUCUUUUUCCUCCUCUCACCUUCUGCUCCUCUUUUUCCUCCUCUCACCUUCUACUCCUCUUUCUCUCUCUUUUUGUGCAGCUCCUCUCUCCUCUUUCUUCCUCCCUCUCUCCUCUUUCUUCCCUCUCUCUCUCUCUUGUUCCUCUUUCUUCCUCUCUCUCUCUUGUUCCUCUUUCUUCCUCUCUCUCUCUCUUGUUCCUCUUUCUUGCUCCUCUCUUUCUCUGUGCCUACCCAUUUCCCCUCAUUCUUCCAUUGCUCCUCACUCUUUCCUUCUAUACCCUGUGCAUACCCCUCUCUUCUAUCUCUCAUUGCUUCUCUCUGCCAUGUCUACCUCCUUUUUUAUAUAUUUUUUUUUUACUUUUCUAUUAUUUUACCUUCAUUUUUCCUCAAUUCUCCCUCUCUCUCUCCAUACCUCCACCAUUCUUUGUGCAAACAUUCUAUUCUUUGCAAGAAAUAUUGGAUGA